This is a messenger RNA of Piliocolobus tephrosceles (Ugandan red Colobus), 874 nucleotides long. Its product is annotated as translation initiation factor IF-2-like. Bases 1 to 744 code for a protein of 247 amino acids. NCBI's taxonomy places the organism in Eukaryota, Metazoa, Chordata, Mammalia, Primates, Cercopithecidae. The transcript is spliced from 4 exons. The record is from RefSeq and is a predicted model, not a curated record.
AUGUCCCAGCAUCAGUUCAGCCAUUCAUUCCCAGCCAAUCAGACGUCAGUACUGCUGGCCGACCGACCAAUCAAGAGCUGGAACAGGAGCCCUAGUCUCAGGCCCGAUUUCCCGGGGGAGGGCGGCCGGAACCGGCCGUCGCCCGCCUGGAACCCCGUAGCCAGCGGCCGGCCGCGGGGCCGUUUUGUCCUGAGGGCCAGAGAAAGAGAGAAGCAGGUGGGGGACAGCCACGUGGCCGCAGGAGGAUUUACAACAUUUUCUUUCGCCAACGACGAUAUCGCAAAAUGUGUGAGAGAGGCGGCGGCGCAACCCGGACCGCAGCGUGAGGCCGCGGGCCCGGUAAGUAGCCCCGGCAGUUUCGCCGCGGACGGGACCGGGGGGCGACCGCGGGCACCGGCCACGCGCAGCGGCUCCGCGGGGUCUCGGCCGGGUCCGCGCUCUGAAGGGUCUCGAGAGCCAUGGGUGGUGCAGGUGGGGCCCUCGAACCGAAGCAUCUCCGGUGACCCGGGGUUGCCGAGGAGGUGUAGACCAGCACAGGUGGUCCGGCCGGGGCGCCUCCGAAUCCGGGGGUGGUCAAGACGGAUCUCCAAGGCUGAGGUCGGCAGUCCGGGGGACUCGCAGCUGCUGAGCCUGUGGAGACGCGGACCCGUGACCGAGGCACCCUCCAGCAACCCAGGGGCAGCGUUUUCCCCCUACCGGAAAUCUGAUGGGCUUAUGACAUCAUGGCUGGCUGCUGAGCGAUGAAGUGGAUGCCACAAAGAAAUCCGACAUAUCAGAUAGAUUCUGAAAUCGGUUUCCCUCCAGCUGUAGUAACAGGCGUGAAGUCAGGAGAAUUUGAUCUUUGUUUAAAAAAAAAAAAAAAAACCAUAACAAA